This is a messenger RNA of Rhipicephalus sanguineus (brown dog tick), 711 nucleotides long. RefSeq names its product calcium-binding protein E63-1 (gene Eip63F-1). NCBI's taxonomy places the organism in Eukaryota, Metazoa, Arthropoda, Arachnida, Ixodida, Ixodidae. The record is from RefSeq and is a predicted model, not a curated record. Gene Ontology annotation, molecular function: calcium ion binding; enzyme regulator activity.
AGCUGAAGGCGGCCUUCCUUUUGCUAGACAAGAACCAGGACGGCCGCGUGAACGCAGCCGAGAUCAAACACAUGCUGGACAACCUCGGCAUCCUGCUCAACGACUCCAUGAUACAGAAGCUCGUUGUACAGGCGUCGGGCAGGGAUGACGGCCUUAUUAGUGAAGAUGAGUUCCUUGCCUGGAUGGCCGCGCAAACGAGCAUCAAGGAUGACGUCAUGGAGGACCUGCUGGCUGCCUUCAGGGUGUUCGACAAGGACGCCAACGGCUACAUCACAAAGGACGAGCUGAAGCUGGCCAUGGAAAUGAUCGGCGAGCCCAUGUCCGAGGCGCAGCUGGACAGCAUGAUUCGAGCCACGGACAUCGACAACGACGGAAGGAUAAACUACGAAGAGUUCGUCACCAUUCUGCUAUAGCGGUGUCACGUGUUACCGUCGCUUACUCGACGCCUGCCAUAAAAGCCUUAACUUAUUCGAAGAUGCCUUCAAUCAUCAAGAUAUACUCAUCGCAAAACGGCGCGGACCCGACCGCAGCGGCCCUCGGCAAGGCAUUCGAAUGGAACCUCGUCUGCCGUUCGGCUGCUCAGGCGGCUGUUCGCUCCGUCCAUGACACAUGUACAUAGAAAGUCUUAUCUGCUCAAAGAGUGUGUUGCGUAAAAUCAGUACCCGGAUGCAAAUAAACCUUGCUCCACAAGUCCGACAGGAGAAAAUGACG